GAGUGGAAGUCCGAGCCUUGAGGGUUGUGCCCAGACCGCAAGGCGGAAUUGGGGCGCAGGUGAUUGUGCGGUUAUGAAAUGUGUACCCAGGAGGCUUUCCAGGCUCAGAGGAGCCAGCUGGUGGGGCUGCUUGUUUCGGGGUCCCUGGAGGGCUUCGAGAGCAUCCUGGACUGGCUGCUUUCCUGGGAAGUCCUCUCCUGGGAAGACUACGAGGGCCUCAGCCUCCUGGGCCAGCCGCUCUCACACUUGGCCAGGCGCCUCCUGGACACUCUCUGGAACAAGGGCACUUGGGGCUGUGAACAGCUCAUCGCGGCCGUCCGGGAGGCCCAGACCGACUACCAGGCUCGGGAGCUGUCCAGCUGCUGGGACCCCCACUCGCCCCACCCAGCCCGGGACCUGCAGAGUCACCGGCCAGCCAUCGUCAGGAGGCUCCACAGCCACGUGGAGGGCGUGCUGGAUCUAGCCUGGGAGCACGGUUUCAUCAGCCAGUACGAAUGUGAUGAAAUCCGGUUGCCCAUCUUCACGUCCUCCCAGCGGGCAAGGAGGCUCCUCGAUCUUGCCACAGUGAAGGCGAAUGGGUUGGCUGCCUUCCUUCUACGUCAUGUUCAGAAAUUGCCAGUUUCGUUGGCCGUGCCUUUUGAAGAUGCUGCAUGUAAGAAGUAUAUGUCCAAGCUAAGGACCACGAUAUCUGCUCAGUCUCGCUUUCUGAGCACCUACGAUGGGGCAGAGAAUCUUUGCCUGGAGGAAAUAUACACAGAGAAUGUUCUGGAAGUCCGGACAGAGCGGGGCCUGGCCGGACUCCCACAGAAGAGCCCUGUGACGCUGGGCCUGGAGGAGCUCUUCGGCACCCGUGGCCACCUCAAUGAAGAUGCAGACACUGUGCUGGUGGUGGGCGAGGCGGGCAGCGGCAAGAGCACGCUGCUACAGCAGAUGCACCUGUUGUGGGCCUCAGGGCGCGACUUCCAGGAAUUUCUCUUCGUCUUCCCAUUCAGCUGCCGACAGCUGCAGUGUGUGGCCAAGCCGCUGUCUGUGCAGACGCUGCUCUUUGAACACUGCUGUUGGCCUGACCUUGGCCAACAGGAGGUCUUCCAGUUCCUCCUUGACCACCCCAACCGUGUCCUCUUAACUUUCGAUGGCUUUGACGAGUUCAAGUUCAGGUUCUCGGAUCGUGAGCGUCACUGCUCUCCGACCGACCCCACCUCUGUCCAGAAUCUGCUGUUCAACCUUCUGCAGGGCAACUUGCUCAAGAACGCGCGCAAGGUGCUGACCAGCCGUCCGGAUGCGGUGUCCGCACUGCUCAGGAAGUACCUGCGUUUGGAACUCCACCUCAAGGGCUUCUCGGAAGAGGGCAUCGAGCUGUACCUGAGGAAGUGCCACCGUGAGCCAGGGGUGGCCGACCGCCUUGUCCGCCUGCUCAAAGCAACCUCACCCCUGCAUGGGUUGUGCCACCUUCCUGUUGUCUCAUGGAUGGUGUCCAAAUGCCACCAGGAACUGUUGUUGCAUGGUGGCGGGUCCCCAAAGACCACCACGGAUCUGUACCUGCUGAUCCUGCAGCAUUUUCUGCUGCAUGCCUCCCCACCAGACUCGGUGCCCUGCGGUCUGGCACCCGGCCUGCUUCAAGGCAGGCUCCCCUCCCUCCUGCACCUGGGCCGGCUGGCUGUCUGGGGCCUGGGCACAUGCUGCUAUGUGUUCUCAGACAAGCAGCUCCAGGCAGCACACAUCGACCGCGAGGACAUUUCUCUUGGCUUCCUGGUGCAUGCCAAGAGCGUUGUGCAGGGGGGCACAGCCCCCCUGGAAUUCCUGCACAUCACCUUCCAGUGUUUUUUUGCAGCCUUGUACCUUGUGCUUAGUGCUGACUUGUCGCCGUCCUUGCUCAGACAACUCUUCAGUUGUCACGGGCCACGCAGCUCGCUGCUGGCCCGGCUGCUGCCCCCCAUGUGCGUGCCACGCUCAGAGCACCAGGAGGGCAGCACGGCCGCUUUGCUGCAAGAGGCUGAGCCCCACAACCUCCAGAUCACAGCAGCCUUCCUGGCGGGGCUGCUGUCCCGGGAGCACCAGGGCCUGCUGGCUGGGAGCCAGGUGUCCGAGAAGGCCCUGCUCCAGCGUCAGGCCUGCACCCGCAGCUGUCUGUCCCGCAGCCUCUGCAAGCACUUCCACUCCAUCCCUCCGGCCGUGCCGGGGGAGGCCAAGAGCAUGCACGCCAUGCCUGGCUUCAUCUGGCUCAUCCGGAGCCUGUACGAGAUGCAGGAGGAACGGCUGGCCUGGGAGGCCGUGCGGGGGCUCAAGGUCGGGCACCUGAAGCUGACGUUUUGUGGCGUGGGCCCCGCGGAGUGUGCUGCCCUGGCAUUUGUGCUGCGGCACCUCCGGCAUCCCGUGGCCCUGCAGCUGGACCACAACUCUGUAGGGGAUGUUGGUGUGGAGCAGCUGCUGCCUUGCCUCAACGUCUGCAAGGCUCUAUACUUGCGGGAUAACAACAUUUCAGACCGAGGCGUCUGCAAGCUCGUGGAGCGUGCCCUGCACUGUGAGCAGCUGCAGAAGUUAGCAUUCUUCAACAACAAACUGACCGAUGGCUGUGCACCCUCCAUGGCCAGGCUCCUCUCGUGCAAGCAGAACUUCCUGGCGUUAAGGCUGGGGAAUAACCACAUCACUGCCACAGGAGCCCAGGUGCUGGCCGAGGGGCUCAGAGCCAACGCCUCCUUGCAGUUCUUGGGGUUGUGGGGCAACAAGGUGGGUGACGAGGGGGCCCAGGCCUUGGCUGAAGCCUUGGGGGAUCACCAGAGCUUGAGGUGGCUCAGCCUAGUGGGCAACAACAUUGGCAGCACGGGGGCUCAAGCCUUAGCAUUAAUGUUGGAAAAGAACGUGUCACUGGAAGAACUCUGCCUGGAGGAGAACCGUCUCCAGGAUGAAGGUGUGUGUUCUCUUGCCGAAGGACUUGAGAGGAAUUCAAGUUUGAAAGUUCUGAAGCUGUCUGACAACUGCAUCACCUACUUUGGGGCAGAAGCCCUCCUGCGGGCCCUGGAAAGGAAUGACACCAUCCUAGAAGUCUGGCUCCGAGGCAACUCGUUCUCUGCUGAGGAAGUGGAGAGGCUCGGCCAGAGAGACACCAGACUCUUGCUGUGAAGCCUGGGGGCCAAUGUUGAUCUCAGCAUGUUUGCGAGCAGGCUGCGGGUUUGGACCCCUAAAGCUGGAUUACAGAGCCGUGUCCUGCCCAGGUCAGGGCUGGCGGAGUGGGUCAUCUCUGUUUCAGCAGAGGAAGGAGCAACAGGGUCCUUCAGAGCAAACUUUUCUGCAGCCGAUUUUGCGUCCGGUUCUGCCCAAGAUUCAGUCCACGGAAUGCAGCAGAAGGGCAGCUCCUCCCUGCCUUCUGCUGAUCUGACAUAGGACAGCGGGGCCCAUGGAUGUUAUCGUAUCCUUGUGGGUUCGAGACCUGGAUCCGCAGGAGAGGCCCCUUCCCGCCUGACUCACAAUGAGGAGGGGGACUCAGGACGCAACUUUCUGCCAGGUUUUCACUCCUGGGUGGUCAUCUCUCCAGGCUGUUCCCCACAUCUGGCCCCUCUCCCCGUUCUGGAUCCCCCUGCACGUGGGAAGGAUUCAGAAUACUCGAUGUUUUCAGCUUUGAUAUUUAGAGUCACAAAUGCAGGGUGGGAAGGUCUAUAAUUUACCUGCUGUCCUUCCCGAUACUUAAGACAUUAUUGAAAGGGGACACGUGACAGCCACUUAUUUCCCCCAGACAUUCUGGAUUUUCAAGGAAAAUAAGACCACACUACAGCUGAUAUCGCACACACACUUUUAUUUCUGGGGAAAUCAAUUAGUCUUCAGUUAAGCUUUUGGAAGCCGCUCUCCACCCAAACGCAGUGUUGUGGAAUCAGUCCUGGCCAGGAUUUGGAGCGAUUCUGCCAGGGCUCUGGCUGGUGCCUGGGAGAGGGACUCUGACAGCAGACUUCCAAAAUAGAUUCAAAAGAGGUGGUUCGGUGUUACGUGAUAGAAAGUUAUGGAUCAGAAGUUUACAGGGGCAAGAUCAAAGACUUUUCCUUAUAAGACAGAUGUUUUCCCGGACUUUUUUUUUUUUUCCCCCAAAUGUUGCAUGUUGAAGCCUCUGUAAACUGUCAGAUGCUGUGCAAGUGUUAUUACUUAAACAUUAUUAUUUGUGAACACUGGUUAAUAUUUACAAACCA
Lontra canadensis (Northern American river otter) is the source of this 4175-nucleotide messenger RNA. It is a transcript of the gene NOD2, whose product is annotated as nucleotide binding oligomerization domain containing 2. The transcript has 12 exons. Bases 79 to 3120 code for a protein of 1013 amino acids. The record is from RefSeq and is a predicted model, not a curated record. Gene Ontology annotation, biological process: positive regulation of canonical NF-kappaB signal transduction; regulation of apoptotic process; response to muramyl dipeptide. Lineage: Eukaryota; Metazoa; Chordata; Mammalia; Carnivora; Mustelidae. Gene Ontology annotation, molecular function: protein binding. Gene Ontology annotation, cellular component: cytosol.